This is a messenger RNA of Salvia miltiorrhiza (redroot sage), 2547 nucleotides long. RefSeq lists its product as uncharacterized. The transcript has a single exon. Gene Ontology annotation, molecular function: nucleic acid binding; zinc ion binding. Bases 1 to 2547 code for a protein of 848 amino acids. The record is from RefSeq and is a predicted model, not a curated record. NCBI's taxonomy places the organism in Eukaryota, Viridiplantae, Streptophyta, Magnoliopsida, Lamiales, Lamiaceae.
AUGGAUUUGUCAAGUGUGUCGGCUCGACCUCCUACUCUUGAUAGUGGUGGGAAGAACUACAACUUGUGGAAAACUAGGAUGAAAAUUUAUAUCAAAUCUAUUGAUGAACGUGCCUGGGUGGCUGUGUUGGAUGGGUGGACCCCACCGCGUACCACUGAUGAAAAUGGAGUGACUUCUCUCACACCCGAGAGUAAAUGGUCUGCUGAUGAAAGACUUAUUUCUAACCAUAACUCCAGAGCCUUGAAUGUUAUCUUUAUCUCUGUUGAUGUUCCUGCAUUUCGCAUGAUUUCUAAUUGCACGGAAGCUCGAGAUGCUUGGCUCAUUUUGCAGGAACAAUGUGAAGGUUCAGCUAGUGUUAGAGUAACAAAAAUGCGAAUGUUGACCACCAAAUUUGAGAUUUUGAGAAUGCACGAUGAUGAGACUAUCUCUACAUACUAUGAAAAACUUUGUGAAAUCUCAAAUGAAGCUGUUGGACUUGGAGAACCUAUUAGCAACGAAAGAUUGGUCAGUAAGUUACUGAGAUCUCUGCCUGAAAGGUAUAACACGAAAAUCUCUUCAAUUGAAGAAACUGCUGAUGUUGCUAAUAUGCGUGUUGGUGAUCUGGUCAGUAAGUUGUUAACUUUUGAGAUGAAUCUCGAACAGCAGAAAGCUGGUCAUGUGUCCAAAAGUGUGGCUUUUCGUGUUGAAAAGAUUCAUGAAAACUCUGAAAUUUCUAAUUUGUCUGAGUGUACAGAUGUUGAUCCCGAGGAGGAAGAUGAUGUUAAUCUUGCUAUGUUGGUUAAAAAUUUUAACAACAUGCUGAAAUCCUUUAAGAAAGGAAAAUCCAAAAAUGGUUUUAGGAAACCUUCUAGGAUGUCUGCUGGAUCUUCAUCCAACAUCACCAGUGUUAAGAAGAAUGUUGGAACAACAUCUGAAGUUAGAAGUUUUGAUCACAUUCAAUGCAGGGGCUGUCAAGGGAUGGGUCACUACGCAAAUGAGUGUCCCACAGUUGCAAGAAAAAGGCAUUCUGGUCUUACUGCAACUCUUAGUGAUGACUCAGAUUCUGAGGAGGAAAAAGUUCUCCUUAUGGCUACAGUUGAUGAAGAGGAUUUGCAGGAAGAAGACAUGAUUGGAGCUCUUGAAGAUCUUGAUGAUGAAAUGAUUUAUUCAGAUAGCUUUUCUAAAUCUGAAACUCUGAGUGUUGAUGACAAUAUUUCCAGAUCCGACUGUGAUGUUGAACUGAUUGAUGUGUCUGACAAUAUGAAUGUUGAUGUUGAUGUUGCCAACACUGAUGUGAACAUCUCUUCUAAAAAUGAUCAGUUUGAUGUGAUUUUUAACAAUGAUGUUUUUGACCUGGAUACUGAUGUUCAGGAGAUUGAUGGGAUGAAGAUCCCCACUAACACAACAAACUGGUAUGAAAUGACUAUUCUUGAUGAUUUCAACUCUAGUAUACCAGAUUUUUGUUGUGUUGCAGCCUUGGAAGAACAGGAGAGUGAUCCACUGAAAGAGAUGGAGAAUUUUAAAGAUCUCUAUGAGGUUGUUGAUUCUCAAUGUCGGGAGUUGAGAAAUGACAUCUGUAUGUUGGUUGAUGAAAACCAAAAUCUCAAAGAGCAAAUUACAAGGCUUGAAAGGAUGCUCUCACAACGUGAUGUUGAACUGGAAAUACUCCGAGGUAAACUUUGUGAUUCUGAAAGGAUGUUUAAACGGUUCAACAAAGGGACCUCAUGUUUAAAUGAAGUUCUGUCUCAAGGUCAGCAUAGUAAUUUUGGUAUUGGUUUCUGUGCUGAGGAGCAAAGAAAGCAACAUCAUAAUUCUACUAUUUUUGUUAAAGAAAGAAAUGUCAGUGUGAAUGUUGACAACAUUAAGGAUCCUCAUAAGAAAAGCAAAAAGAAAAAAUCAUAUGUUUGUCAUUAUUGUUAUGCUCCUGGACAUAUCAAACCUCAUUGUGUCAAAUACAUUAGUGAUUGUGCUGUAAAAUCUGCAACACAGAUGUUUGACUGUUACCAGAAGAAUGUUAGUAACAUUGGCAGAUUUGACUUUAGCAGAUUGUUGGAUAAGAGAGAACAAAAUGAAACCUGUAAUACUGUUGUCUGCACAUCCUUGAACGCUAAUAUUUCUGAGAAUUGGUACUUUGAUAGUGGGUGUUCUAGACAUAUGACAGGAACAAAGGCUUUACUCUCUGAUUUUGUUCCAACAUCUGGAGGAAAAGUUACUUUUGGAGGAGGUGCGAAAGGAACAAUUCUGGGGAAAGGAGUUCUCAAUGUUACUGAUUUUCCUAAAUUAAAAGAUGUGUAUCUUGUUGAAGGGCUUAAGGCUAACCUGUUUAGCAUAAGUCAGUUAUGUGAUGCAGGUAUGACUGUAAAGUUCGACAAACAUCUUUGUGAAGUCUUUGAUGACACAAAUCAGUGUGUGAUGAUGGGAAAAAGGUCGUCUGACAAUUGCUACAAGUCCCAAGAAGAAACGUUCUGCAAUGCAGUCAAACUUGAUGAUGUUGAACUUUGGCAUCAACGACUGGGACAUGUCAACUUCAAGAAUCUUCAAAAGUUGAUCACACAUAAUGUAGUUUGA